Molecule: messenger RNA, 1498 nt
Organism: Homo sapiens (human)
Lineage: Eukaryota; Metazoa; Chordata; Mammalia; Primates; Hominidae
Gene: TBC1D21
Product: TBC1 domain family member 21
Exons: 11
Coding region: 147-1232 (361 amino acids)
Biological process (GO): spermatogenesis; sperm axoneme assembly; flagellated sperm motility
Cellular component (GO): acrosomal vesicle; sperm midpiece; cytoskeleton
Molecular function (GO): actin binding
Source: RefSeq, a predicted model, not a curated record
ACACUGCUGGCCGGCUCUGUUCAAGUGUGGGAGGUCAGGAGCAGCCAGUUCCUCCUGGGAAUGCAACCCAUCUCCGAAAAGGAUUAAGCAUCACUAGGGCUCCAAGUGAGUUCUGAUCAGAGGCUGUUCGGAAGACAGCAGGGGCCAUGACCACCCUCUCUCCUGAAAACAGCCUCUCUGCCAGACAGUCAGCCUCCUUCAUCCUGGUGAAGAGAAAACCACCCAUUGACAAGACAGAAUGGGACAGCUUCUUUGAUGAGAGUGGCCACUUGGCCAAAUCACGGGACUUCAUUUGUGUUAACAUCCUGGAAAGGGGUCUGCACCCCUUCGUGAGGACUGAAGCCUGGAAAUUCCUCACGGGCUACUUCUCAUGGCAGAGUUCCCAGGAUGAGCGGCUCACGGUGGACAGCAUGAGGAGGAAGAACUACAAGGCCUUAUGCCAAAUGUAUGAGAAGAUUCAGCCCCUUCUGGAAAACCUGCACCGGAACUUCACAGAGACUCGCAAUAACAUUGCACGUGACAUUCAGAAAAUCUAUGACAAAGAUCCCCUGGGCAACGUCCUCAUCGACAAGAAGAGGCUAGAGAAGAUCCUGCUCCUGAGUUACGUCUGCAACACGCAGGCAGAGUACCAGCAGGGCUUCCAUGAGAUGAUGAUGCUCUUCCAGCUGAUGGUGGAGCACGACCACGAGACCUUCUGGCUUUUCCAGUUCUUCCUGCAGAAAACGGAACACAGCUGUGUCAUCAACAUUGGCGUGGCCAAGAACCUAGACAUGCUCAGCACCCUGAUCACCUUCCUGGACCCCGUGUUUGCUGAGCACCUAAAAGGGAAGGGUGCAGGGGCUGUGCAGUCCCUCUUCCCCUGGUUCUGCUUCUGCUUCCAGCGUGCCUUCAAGUCCUUCGAUGAUGUCUGGAGGCUCUGGGAGGUUCUGCUGACGGGGAAGCCCUGCAGGAACUUCCAGGUGCUGGUGGCCUACAGCAUGCUGCAGAUGGUGCGGGAGCAGGUGCUGCAGGAAAGCAUGGGCGGGGAUGACAUCCUCCUGGCCUGCAACAACCUCAUCGACCUUGAUGCUGAUGAGCUGAUCUCUGCCGCCUGCGUGGUUUAUGCUGAGCUCAUCCAGAAGGAUGGUGGCAUAGCCCUGUUCCUCUGCAGGACUCAUCACAGCCAGGGAGGCCCCUCUUCUGGUGUUUUCAGACUCAAGGACACCGAGACUCACUUCUUUCUCAUGACAUAACCUCCAAGUUACAACACUCAGAAGCUGUCAGUGGUCAUAUUUUCUGUCUUAGACAAAACCAGUCUUCUGGGAAAAGAACAAAUGAGGCUGAUCUGCAGCAAGAAGCAAAAACAAGAACCUGGUGGGGCUGCUGUGGCUUGCAAAUCCCUGGUUCCAGAUGUCUCUAAGGCCCACCCACAUCCCCGCCCCUCUGCUGGCUCAAUUAUUGGGCUGUUUCUUAGAUUCUGUGAGAUGCUCCAAGAUCCUCCAAUAAAUCCUCAUUUUUG